CCGUCUUUACGUCACCCAGCGUAAACAGGAAGUCUUCUGCAACCAAGGCGGCGGCAUGGCAGAAAACACAAACCCACACGGUGAUGAAGCUGAUGAACGGAUGCCUGCGCUUUCUGACGGAGAUGACGAUGUGGCAGAUGAUGAUGAUGAUGAUGAGCAGUGGAUGGAGGAGGACACUCAAUCAGUUACCUGUCUGUUCUGUGACAGGACAUUAAACUCUGUAACUGCCAUCCUGCAGCACUGCACAGCUGAGCACCAGCUCAACAUUGUAAACGUAAUAAAGAAGCACAGUUUAGAUGACUAUGGCUACAUAAAAAUGAUCAACUUCAUCAGAUCAACCAAAUGUAGCCCAUCGUGCCUGCUGGGGCUGCCUGACGGUCCUUUACCCUGGGAGAGUGAGGAUUUCCUGCGRCCGGUGCUUCAGGACGACCCACUGCUGCAAACAGACCCUGAGGAGCUCUGUGACAGUGGGGAACCGUUGUCCAUGGCCCAGUCUGACGGCGCUCUGCUGCGGUCGGCGCAAACUACUGAGGAGAGGGUUCUUUCUGCAGAGCAGGCACUGGUCCGAGCCAUGGAGGAUCUACACAAGCUUAAGCUCCUGGCUCAGGAUUUGGUGCUGAAUGCAGAAACCAGUAAAUCUGGAAACCUGGGCUCUGUGGCUGAGCUCCGGGAGGACGAGGACGAGGCCUACUUCAGUUCUUACGGCCAUUAUAGCAUCCACGAGGAGAUGCUGAAGGAUAAAGUGCGRACUGAGAGUUACCGGGACUUCAUGUACAGCAACACUGAAGUGUUCAGGGACAAGGUGGUUCUGGAUGUGGGCUGUGGAACAGGCAUACUUUCCAUGUUUGCAGCCAAAGCCGGGGCCAAAAUGGUGAUUGCAGUGGACCAAUCAGAAAUAAUCUAUCAGGCAAUGGACAUAGUCAGGUCCAAUCAUCUGGAGGACRUUAUCAUUUUGAUCAAAGGCCGUAUUGAGGACAUAAAACUCCCUGUAGAGAAAGUUGACAUCAUCAUAUCAGAAUGGAUGGGUUACUUCUUGCUGUUUGAAUCCAUGUUGGACACUGUCCUGCAUGCCAGAGACCUUUAUUUGGCUGACGAUGGUUCAGUCUACCCAGACCUUUGCAACAUUAGCCUGGCAGCUGUAGGAGAUGCACAGAAGCACCAAGAUCGCAUUGCAUUCUGGGAUGAUGUGUAUGGCUUCAACAUGGCAUGUAUGAAAAAGGCUGUGAUUCCAGAGGCUGUGGUGGAAGUGGUGAACAUAGACACACUCAUUUCUGAGCCUACGGUCAUACAGACAAUUGACUGUAACACCGUGUGCCUGUCAGAACUGGAGUUUACAACAGAUUUCUGCUUGAAAAUGAAAAACACCACUGAGUGCACGGCAAUUGUCGGCUACUUUGACAUUUUCUUCGACAAAGGCUGCAGCAACAAGGUGAAGUUCUCGACAGGUCCCCAGGUCACAAAGACACACUGGAAGCAGACGGUCUUUCUUCUAGAAAAACCUGUGUCCGUUCAAGCAGGAGAAGAGCUCCGAGGAAAGAUCACGGUGCGGAAAAACAAAAAGGAUCCACGCUCGCUGUUUGUCACGCUUGACCUUGGAGACAGGAAACAAACGUAUAGUUUGCAAUAAUGUCAAUAGUGACAUGACAUGACAUGUGCAACAAUGCAACAGACUUCUUUUUUUUUUAUUUGAUUCUGUACUAAAACCUGUGGAAGCAGGAUGGAAUAAAAAUCCCAGUUGUAUUAC
Messenger RNA from Austrofundulus limnaeus, 1744 nucleotides. RefSeq names its product protein arginine methyltransferase 3 (gene prmt3). NCBI's taxonomy places the organism in Eukaryota, Metazoa, Chordata, Actinopteri, Cyprinodontiformes, Rivulidae. The record is from RefSeq and is a predicted model, not a curated record. Gene Ontology annotation, biological process: peptidyl-arginine methylation, to asymmetrical-dimethyl arginine; chromatin remodeling. The transcript is spliced from 16 exons. Gene Ontology annotation, molecular function: protein-arginine N-methyltransferase activity; histone methyltransferase activity. The coding region runs from base 56 to 1627 and encodes 523 amino acids. Gene Ontology annotation, cellular component: nucleus.